Octopus bimaculoides (California two-spot octopus) is the source of this 585-nucleotide messenger RNA. Its product is annotated as zinc finger protein 506. Lineage: Eukaryota; Metazoa; Mollusca; Cephalopoda; Octopoda; Octopodidae. The record is from RefSeq and is a predicted model, not a curated record.
AUGGAAGGAAAAUUAUGUAAUAACACGUCUGAAAAGACUGAUGUUGUUUGUGAUUUAAAGGAAGAGGAAGGAGAAUCAUCGUACCAGUGUGAUGUCUGUGAUGAAGCAUUCUCUGAAAGAGAUAGCUUGACUAGGCACGAAUGUAUUCAUGCAGGAGAUAAGCCAUAUUCCUGUGAUAUUUGUGGAAAAUCAUUCCGUCGAAAUGAACACCUAACAAAACACAAACACACGCACACAGGAGAUAAAGACUAUCACUGUGAUAUCUGUGGCAAAUCAUUCUCUCUUAGAGGAGAUAAGCCGUACUGCUGUGAUGUCUGUGGAAAAUCAUUUUCACAGUCUGUUCAUUUAACUAAACACAGACGUAUGCAUACAGGAGAGAAGCCAUAUCACUGUGACAUCUGUGGUACAUCAUUCUCUGUAAGCGGUAACUUGACUAAACACAAACGUACACAUACGGGGGAGAAGCCAUUCCGUUGUGACAUCUGUGGUAAAUCAUUUACUCAGUAUACUGUUUUAGCGAAACACAAACGCAUUCAUACAGAACAGUUUAUACCUAUGUGCUCUGCCUGUGAGGACUUUGGCUGA